This is a messenger RNA of Pyricularia grisea, 1848 nucleotides long. RefSeq lists its product as uncharacterized. NCBI's taxonomy places the organism in Eukaryota, Fungi, Ascomycota, Sordariomycetes, Magnaporthales, Pyriculariaceae. The transcript has 2 exons. The record is from RefSeq and is a predicted model, not a curated record. Gene Ontology annotation, cellular component: membrane. The coding region runs from base 347 to 1543 and encodes 398 amino acids.
UUUUUUUUUUUUUUUUUUUGCAUGACAUAGACAAAACUUUUCGCUGUGAUUACCUGCCUACUUCCUUGGGUACAUCAGACAUUCGAUACACUACCUAGACUAAGCCAACAACUCACCACGCCAUAUGACUACUGACCCGGUCUAGUCUGCGUUUAUUUUCAACCCGAGCCAGCGUGCUACACCCUCGAGACACUCCCGCCGCUCCCCGUGCGCAUUUUUACUUCUUGUUACCCCGUUUGCCGACAAUCAAUAAAUCGACGUUGUUUGCCGAUCCUUGCCAGCACGCCUCGUCGAAAUCCGCAGCCCACCCCCGUCUGCGAGGCUCGGACCCAGCGCGCCACAGAUCAUGCAGGAUUUACAGGGCGCCAUAAUACCCGCGGUCGCUAGGGCUGCCAAAGACAUAUUUUCUCCCGACGUCCAAGCAACUGCCAAAGCAGCCAUCUCGACAGCUUUAUCUGCCAGUCUCACAGCGAGCACGAACCCGACCGCGACGAUGGCCGCUCCAACGGCAACGGCGAUGGGCAGACCGCAUGACGGGCCGGAGGGCUCGGGAGAAUGCCGGCUAUUGGGGCCUUUCGCCGUUUUGGUGCAGCUGGCACUUGGUGGUUUGGCCCUACUCGUGCUGGUGUACAAGAGGUGGAAAGAGAGGCCGCAACGACCGGUCAAGAUCUGGUUCUUUGACGCGUCGAAGCAGGUCUUCGGCUCGGUCUUGGUGCACGGCGGCAACGUCUUCAUGUCAAUGUUGACCUCUGGCCGUCUGUCCAUCAAGAUGGACCCUACUGCGGCUGUGGCUGCUAGAAGAUGGCUGAUACCUCGGGCCCAUGGUGUUGAUGCAGACAAGUACAUGCCAAAUCCGUGCUCGUUCUAUCUGCUAAACUUGGCCAUUGACACAACAAUCGGAAUACCCAUCCUUAUCCUUCUCGUGCGACUGACAACUUUUUUUGUUUCCCACACGCCACUGGGUAAGCCUGCCGAGUCGAUACAGUCGGGCUUCUACGGCAAUCCUCCCAAGUGGCAAUGGUGGCUCAAACAGAGCAUAAUAUACUUCUGUGGACUAUUUGGCAUGAAGAUAUGUGUCCUCAUAAUCUUCUUGGUAUUCCCCUGGAUCGGUCACGUCGGAGACUGGGCGCUUGGCUGGACAGAGGGCAACGAGAAGCUGCAGAUUGUGUUCGUCAUGAUGCUAUUCCCGCUCAUCAUGAAUGGUAUGCAGUAUUACAUCAUCGACAGUUUCAUCAAAGAGCGAACACAAGACGAAGCCGGGGACGCGGGCUCAACGAGACCCGGGUUUGGAUCUCGAGAGAAUUCAUACGAUCGCCUCAGCGAAAGUGGUGAUGAUGACCACGAAGAGGAGCUUGCGGAUAGGGGAAGCAGCCUCGGCCAAGGCAAUCGCACGAAGGGGGGUAUCAAGGCGACACCCCGUGAUCGGGAAUACGACCCCGAGACUGAUGGAGACGAUGAGCGUACCAUAAUAGGGUCCGCAAGCACAUCUGGAAACCAGCAGGGCCAGGCACUGUUAUCAAAAGGCCUUUUGCCACAUGAGUAGUGGCGACGGUGCGGCUUGUUCAGCUUAUCUGUCUACGCCUCAAUUCAUCAUAAUCCUGAUUUUUGUAUGGUGGUCAAGUACAGCGCGCCCUCUUAGCUAAAAGCAGCCGGACGGGGGGUCCAUUAGCUUGGCUAGAUUCAACCUGUUUUUAUCAGGCCCUAUGUACUUAAUUGCGAUUCCCUAUGUUUCCAGUUCCUUGAUUGUCAUCAUCAGUUUGCGUGGCUUAUUUUCAUUUACGACGGUUCUGUUAGGAAAGCAUGUUAGACAGUUUCACAUCCGCAUUAUAUAUCCAUUUGAUAUCCAGC